CAAAAACCACGAACCACCAAAAGUUUGGUCAACUUGCGCUCUUCCAAGAUACCCGUAUUUAAUUCAUCUACGGCAUCGCACAAGAGCUAUCCAUUGAUGGAUCCGACUUUCAAGUUCCCGGCAUCGCCAGGGACACCUUUAUUUCAGGUAUCGCCCGAACGCGUCAAUCAGCAGCGUGUCUAUGAUGAGAGUCCGGCCGCGAGCGUGAGUGGCAGGCAUACGAGGGAGAGCAGUGUUCAUGAUAAGGUUGCGCAAUUCAACUCCUUGGCUUUUCAAGGGAAGCAGUUGGAGAGAAAGGCAAAUGACGCUGCUUUGAAGCGCGCCAUGCUGGGGAGAGAGGAGGCGGAGAGCGAGAUGCGCAGAUACAGAGAGGAGACGAGAGAGCUCAGACGACAGCUUGAGGAAGGUAAAGAUAGAGAGCGGAGAGUGGGCGAAAGACUGGAGACUGUUAUGGAGAAUUAUGGCCGUGCGAAGGAGACACACGCACACACCCAAACGUUGUGGGAGAAGGAAAUUCGACGAGCUCGGAAAGAAGCCUUCAAGACACAAUCGAUGACUGUGAAGCUCCAAGAAGAGUUGAAGUCCGCGCGUAAUACCCUCAAAGCCGCACAAGCAGAUCUCGAGCAGGAGAAAGAACGGAGCUUGAAGAGAGAGCAAGAAGCCUUUGCUGCAAGAUACCAGCUUGUCGGUGUUCAAGAGGAGCUCUCUCAAAUGCAAGAGAAUGUCAAGUUGGUUGAGCAAGAGCGAGAUGCCUUAAGGACGAUUGCAAAGAACGAGGAGAUUGCUAGGAUUGCUGCGGAAGGACGACUUCCACUACCUCCAUCCCAAGAGAACGACGAGUUCGCAAGCCCCAAGAAAGCUAGGAAGUCUUUGGACCCGGUUACUAUCAUAUCUUCAGCAGCAAGCGAGGAGGAAAUGGAUGAUCUACGCAUGUUGCUAGAGUGGGAACAACAAAGAGCAGAACGAGCACACGAUCGUGUCGAGUUCUUGGAGAUGGAGUGCAGACUGAACUGCUGUGCUUCCAGAGCUGUACGAGAGCUGGCUGCUGCUGCAGCUGAACACCAAGCUUCUGCCCAGGAAGUUAAGCCACGCUCGAGCACGAUUUUUAUCCCUGCUGAAGCCGUUUUCCGUACCGUCUCUCCACCACCAGAAGAGUCGCCAUGGAUCUCUCCAGCAAAGAAGUCUGGAACUCAUCCAUUACCACAACUUCCUCCUCGGCAAUCUGAAGAAGUUCGAUUCUUCGCUAGAACACCAUCUUGCGAACCACCCGCGGCAGCUAUGAUCUCGGAUUCUAAUGCCUCUCUUCUCUCCCUUCUCGAAACACCUGCUAGUCCACCACGGACAGAGUCUCGAACUACAACACGAACCGAGUCCCCGUCUCAAGAGAGCGAUUGUGAUACAGUCAUUGUCACUCGGCAAGAGGAAGAAGCUCCUGCAAAGUCGAUCAAGAUUGAGACUUUCCAUACCGUCAGCACCACAACUCGCAUCCCCCUCGCCAAUCCUCCAGACCUCACUCCGCCUACGAUGCUUCCAUCUGCUCUUGAUCCGGCAUUGAGCCCUACCAUGUCGAGAGAAGAAGCUUUAGCAAUGAUUCGUGAAAGAAGAGGCCGAGCAAGAAGUUUAGCUCAAGGCACAAUGACACCAAGAAAGCAGAUGGUCGAGGGAGGAGUGAACAGAAGAGAUAUCAGUGCACCCGCCAUUCGAAGUGGGAAUGUGAGAGGGAGAAGUCAGGCCAGAGUGCAGGUAUAGAUAUGUACUUGGAGGUGUAGGAUAUCGGUGUUGAUGAUUGGAGAGAGAAUGGCUUGGAUGAUGCGAUUUUGCUUUCCUUGCGGGCAGCAUAGCACCUGGCGUUUCUUAUUCAAAAUGGAGGCGUCCUGGUGUAUGGGUGUCUGAUUUCAUCUUUGCUAGGAUACCUUGUAGUGUAAUUAGGAUUAGAAUGUUG
Messenger RNA from Mollisia scopiformis, 1942 nucleotides. RefSeq lists its product as uncharacterized. The coding region runs from base 97 to 1749 and encodes 550 amino acids. The transcript is spliced from 2 exons. The record is from RefSeq and is a predicted model, not a curated record. NCBI's taxonomy places the organism in Eukaryota, Fungi, Ascomycota, Leotiomycetes, Helotiales, Mollisiaceae.